This is a messenger RNA of Carlito syrichta (Philippine tarsier), 543 nucleotides long. RefSeq names its product vimentin type intermediate filament associated coiled-coil protein (gene VMAC). The record is from RefSeq and is a predicted model, not a curated record. The coding region runs from base 1 to 543 and encodes 180 amino acids. The transcript is spliced from 3 exons. Lineage: Eukaryota; Metazoa; Chordata; Mammalia; Primates; Tarsiidae.
AUGGCAGCGAACCCGCGACGCGGCACCGCAGACCCCGCCGGCUCGGCACGCUCAAGGACGGCCGCCGCCGGCUCUCGCGAGACUUCCUGGGCGGCGCGCGCAGCUCCCGCGGCGGAACGGCCGGACGCGGCGGAGCGCACGGUGCACGCCCAGGCCGAACGCCUGGCUCGCCACGACCAGCAGCUGCGCGCCGCCCUGGACGAGCUGGGCCGCGCCAAGGACCGCGAGAUUGCCACUCUCCAGGAGCAGCUGUUGACCUCCGAGGCCACCGUCCACAGCCUGCAGGCGGCCGUGCACCAGAGGGAUGAGCUCAUCAGACAGUUGCAGCCCCGGGCUGAGCUGCUGCAGGACAUCUGUCGCCGCCGGUUCCCCCUGGCCGGGCUGCUGGCUGCCCUGGCCGAGGCUGAGCGCCUGGGGCCCCUUCCGGUCAAUGACCCUGGCCACUCGCUCCCUGGCGGGUCUGGUCCCCCUCUUGCCAACAGUGCUGGGGAAGAGGGGGACAAGGACCACCUUCAGCCUGCAGUGUUUGGGACCACGGUGUGA